GGAGUGACGUCUCCGAAUGUUGUUGUUGGUGGCGGCGGCGAGCGGAGCCGGAGGAGCCGCCGCAAAGAUGGAGGAGCCGUCGAGGAGGCGCUGCCGCUGCUGCCGCCGCCGCUGCUGCCGCCGCCGCCCGCGAAGCCGGAGCUCGAGCCGCAGGGGGGAUGCUGUUCUGAGUGCCUGACUGCCUCACCCCGAAGGAUGGCCUCUGAUGGGCAGUAGAGGCCAGCAGCCCCGGGCUCCUGUCCCGUCCGUCUGUCUGUUAUCGUCUGUCUCUCUUGACAUCACCGCAGCUCCACCCCUUCCCAUCCCAGCCCCCAACGCCAGCUUCCUGUGGGCCCAGAGCCGGCAUGAACUCUCCCACCGAGUCGGCAGAUGGGAUGUCAGGCCGGGAACCAGCCUUGGAAAUUCUGCCUCGGACCCCUCUACACGGCAUCCCUGUGGCAGUGGAGGUGAAGCCAGUGCUGCCCGGAGCCAUGCCCAGCUCCAUGGGGGGUGGGGGAGGAGGCAGCUCCAGCCCCGCGGAGCUGCGGGGGGCUCUGGCAGGCCCUGUGGACCCCGCACUGAGGGAGCAGCAGCUGCAGCAGGAGCUCCUGGCGCUCAAGCAGCAGCAGCAGCUGCAGAAGCAGCUCCUGUUCGCUGAGUUCCAGAAACAGCAUGACCACCUGACAAGGCAGCAUGAGGUCCAGCUGCAGAAGCACCUCAAGCAGCAGCAGGAGAUGCUGGCGGCCAAGAGGCAGCAGGAGCUGGAGCAGCAGCGGCAGCGGGAGCAGCAGCGGCAGGAAGAGCUGGAGAAGCAGCGGCUGGAGCAGCAGCUGCUCAUUCUGCGAAACAAGGAGAAGAGCAAAGAGAGUGCCAUCGCCAGCACUGAGGUGAAGCUGAGGCUCCAGGAAUUCCUCCUGUCGAAGUCAAAGGAGCCCACGCCAGGCGGCCUCAACCAUUCCCUCCCACAGCAUCCCAAAUGCUGGGGAGCCCACCAUGCUUCUUUGGACCAGAGUUCCCCUCCCCAGAGUGGCCCCCCUGGGACACCUCCCUCCUACAAAUUGCCUUUGCUUGGGCCCUAUGACAGCCGCGAUGACUUCCCCCUCCGCAAAACAGCCUCUGAACCCAACUUGAAAGUGCGUUCGAGGCUAAAGCAGAAGGUGGCUGAGCGGAGAAGUAGUCCCCUCUUGCGACGCAAGGACGGAACAGUCAUUAGCACCUUUAAGAAGAGAGCUGUUGAGAUCACUGGCGCUGGGCCUGGGGCCAAUUCUCCCGUAGUGUCGUCCGUGUGUAACAGCGCGCCAGGUUCCGGCCCCAGCUCUCCCAACAGCUCCCACAGCACCAUUGCUGAGAAUGGCUUUACUGGCUCAGUCCCCAACAUCCCCACCGAGAUGCUCCCCCAGCACCGGGCCCUCCCUCUGGACAGCUCCCCCAACCAGUUCAGCCUCUACACGUCUCCCUCUCUGCCCAACAUCUCCCUAGGGCUGCAGGCCACAGUCACUGUCACCAACUCACACCUCACCGCCUCCCCGAAGCUGUCAACGCAGCAGGAGGCCGAGAGGCAGGCCCUCCAGUCCCUGCGGCAGGGUGGUGCACUGACGGGCAAGUUCAUGAGCACAUCCUCCAUCCCUGGCUGCCUGCUGGGCGUGGCGCUGGAGGGCGACAGCAGCCCCCACGGUCACGCCUCCCUACUGCAGCACGUGCUGCUGCUGGAGCAGGCUCGGCAGCAGAGCACCCUCAUUGCUGUGCCACUCCACGGGCAGUCCCCGCUGGUGACAGGUGAACGUGUGGCCACCAGCAUGCGGACAGUGGGCAAGCUUCCACGGCACCGGCCCUUGAGCCGCACGCAGUCGUCCCCGCUGCCCCAGAGCCCCCAGGCCCUGCAGCAGCUCGUCAUGCAGCAGCAGCACCAGCAGUUCCUGGAGAAGCAGAAGCAACAGCAGCUGCAGCUGGGCAAGAUCCUCACCAAGACUGGGGAGCUGUCACGGCAGCCCACCACCCAUCCCGAAGAGACGGAGGAGGAGCUGACCGAGCAGCAGGAGGCCUUGCUUGGGGAGGGAGCCUUGACCAUCCCCCGGGAAGGCUCCACGGAGAGCGAGAGCACGCAGGAAGACCUGGAGGAGGAGGAGGAGGAGGAGGAGGAAGAGGAGGAGGAAGAGGGGGAGGAGGACUGCAUCCAGGUCAAGGAUGAGGAGGGCGAGAGUGGCCCUGAGGAAGGGCCCGACUUGGAUGAGUCCAGUGCUGGUUACAAAAAGCAGGUGUUCUCCGACGCCCAGCAGCUGCAACCACUUCAGGUGUUCCAGGCGCCCCUCAGCCUGGCCACUGUGCCCCACCAGGCCCUGGGCCGCACCCAGUCCUCACCUGCUGCCCCCGGCGGCCUGAAAAGCCCCCCAGACCAGCCCGCCAAGCACCUCUUCACCACAGGUGUGGUCUACGACACGUUCAUGCUGAAGCACCAGUGCAUGUGUGGGAACACACACGUGCACCCUGAGCACGCCGGCCGGAUCCAGAGCAUCUGGUCGCGGCUGCAGGAGACGGGCCUGCUUAGCAAGUGUGAGCGGAUCCGGGGUCGCAAAGCCACACUGGACGAGAUCCAGACGGUGCACUCUGAGUACCACACCCUGCUCUAUGGGACCAGCCCCCUCAACCGACAGAAGCUGGACAGCAAGAAGCUGCUGGGCCCCAUCAGCCAGAAGAUGUAUGCCGUGCUGCCUUGCGGGGGCAUUGGGGUGGACAGUGACACUGUGUGGAAUGAAAUGCACUCCUCCAGUGCUGUGCGCAUGGCAGUGGGCUGCCUGGUGGAGCUGGCUUUCAAGGUGGCCUCAGGAGAGCUCAAGAAUGGAUUUGCCAUCAUCCGGCCCCCGGGACACCACGCUGAGGAGUCGACAGCCAUGGGUUUCUGCUUCUUCAACUCUGUAGCCAUCACAACCAAACUCCUGCAGCAGAAGCUGAACGUGGGCAAGGUUCUCAUCGUGGACUGGGACAUUCACCAUGGCAAUGGCACCCAGCAAGCGUUUUAUAAUGACCCCUCUGUGCUCUACAUCUCCUUGCAUCGCUACGACAACGGGAACUUCUUUCCAGGCUCGGGGGCCCCUGAAGAGGUUGGCGGAGGGCCGGGCGUGGGGUACAAUGUGAACGUGGCAUGGACGGGAGGUGUGGACCCCCCCAUCGGAGACGUGGAGUACCUAACGGCCUUCAGGACAGUGGUGAUGCCCAUUGCCCACGAGUUCUCACCUGAUGUGGUCCUGGUCUCUGCCGGGUUUGAUGCUGUUGAGGGACACCUGUCUCCACUGGGUGGCUACUCUGUCACUGCCAGAUGCUUUGGCCACUUGACCAGGCAGCUGAUGACUCUGGCAGGGGGCCGGGUGGUGCUGGCCCUGGAGGGAGGCCACGACUUGACCGCCAUCUGUGAUGCCUCUGAGGCCUGUGUCUCGGCUCUGCUCAGUGUAGAGCUGCAGCCCUUGGACGAGGCAGUCUUGCAACAAAAGCCCAACAUCAACGCAGUGGCCACGCUAGAGAAAGUCAUCGAGAUCCAGAGCAAACACUGGAGCUGCGUCCAGAGGUUCGCGGCUGGUCUAGGCCGUUCCCUGCGGGAGGCCCAGGCAGGUGAGACGGAGGAGGCGGAGACUGUGAGCGCCAUGGCCUUGCUGUCAGUGGGGGCAGAGCAGGCCCAGGCUGCUGCAGCCCGGGAGCACAGCCCCAGGCCGCCAGAGGAGCCCAUGGAGCAGGAGCCUGCCCUGUGACACCCUGGCCCCCAUUCCUCUGGGCUUCAUCAUUGUGAUUUUGUUUAUUUUUUCUAUUAAAAACAAAAAGUCACACAUUCAA
Messenger RNA from Lutra lutra (Eurasian river otter), 3801 nucleotides. It is a transcript of the gene HDAC5, whose product is annotated as histone deacetylase 5. Gene Ontology annotation, molecular function: histone deacetylase activity. The coding region runs from base 345 to 3719 and encodes 1124 amino acids. Gene Ontology annotation, cellular component: histone deacetylase complex. The record is from RefSeq and is a predicted model, not a curated record. Lineage: Eukaryota; Metazoa; Chordata; Mammalia; Carnivora; Mustelidae. Gene Ontology annotation, biological process: chromatin organization; negative regulation of transcription by RNA polymerase II. The transcript is spliced from 27 exons.